Messenger RNA from Penicillium macrosclerotiorum, 387 nucleotides. RefSeq names its product extracellular guanyl-specific ribonuclease RntA. Gene Ontology annotation, molecular function: RNA binding; RNA nuclease activity. Bases 1 to 387 code for a protein of 128 amino acids. Lineage: Eukaryota; Fungi; Ascomycota; Eurotiomycetes; Eurotiales; Aspergillaceae. The record is from RefSeq and is a predicted model, not a curated record. The transcript is spliced from 2 exons.
AUGCAGUACUCGAAGAUCCUGGCCGUCGCCACUCUCUUCUUCUCCGCGGCCCUCGCUAUCCCCGCCGAGAAGCGUGCAUCAUGCGCCUAUACCUGCGGCACCGUCUGCUACACCAGCAGCGCCGUCAGCGCGGCCCAGGCAGCCGGCUACGAGCUUUACGAGGAGGGCAAGACCGACAGCUCGUACCCGCACGUUUACCACAACUACGAAGGCUUUGACUUCUCUGUCUCUGGAACCUACUACGAGUUUCCCAUUCUCAGUGACGGCGAUGUCUACGAUGGCGGCUCCCCCGGUGCGGACCGUGUUAUCUUCAACACCGCCGACGAGCUGGCUGGUGUCAUCACCCACACUGGGGCUAGCAGUGAUGAUGGCUUCGUUUCUUGCUAG